CUUCGCUGAGUGAGAAGCCUUUGGUUGGACAUCGCCAUCCAGAUCGAUUGCAAUUGCAGAAGAAGCAGCUGAUGGUGCUGACAGACUGCUUACAGGGGGGCAGCAGCCUGCGGGACGGCUCCCUGGAGCUCAUGUUCUCAGGGCUGCGCCAGGAGCUCCCGCCCUCCAUGCACCUGCUCACCCUGGCCCGCUGGGGCCUAGGGACGCUGCUGCGCUUGGAGCACCAGUUCGCCAGUGGGGAGGACUCUGGCUGGAACUUGAGUUCCCCCGUGACCUUGGAUUUACAGAACCUGUUCUCCACCUGCACUAUCACCUGCCUGCAGAAGACCAUGCCGGCCACCAACCAGCCCCAGGCCAGUGCCUCCAGGCUCAAGUGGACACUAAAUACCAGUGGGCACCUAGCGUGGGAGGGGUGGGCUCCUGCCUGGGGCUGGUAGCUGGGGCGAUGUAUGAGGCGUGGGAAUGUGGGCCAGGAUCCAGUAUAGAACUUGAAGAACCUGGGCAGAUCCAGGCUCGGGGCUUCAGAUUCCCAAGUGGGUUCAGCCCAUGAGCAGUAGGUUGUGUGGGUUGAGCAUUCAGGCCUGGGAACAAGUUAUAAACUCUAUCAUGUGCUCAAAAUCUGUAGCUUGCUGGACGAUCUCGAGACAUGCACACCCAAAGAGGAGUGUGGGUGUUAGUGCCACCUUCGCCCAGUUUAAUUCUGCUGUGACAGAAGAUACUGGGUGAGAUUUCGCAGCCGCCAUGAAGGCAUCUUCCCUUCCGUUUCCAUAUUUUAACUGAUCUUGUGGGUGACCUGUGGCUUGUCUUGGGAGGGGUGGUAUCUGCCUGAGUUUCAGGAGCCUACUGAGAGGAGAGGGCUUGGUGUGGCAGAUGCCACUUCCCAGCUAAGGAGAAAGUGUGCAGCCAUCAUCUCUGGACAGCUGAACUCCAUCGUCAGGAAGCCUCCACCUGGCUGA
Oryctolagus cuniculus (rabbit) is the source of this 956-nucleotide messenger RNA. NCBI's taxonomy places the organism in Eukaryota, Metazoa, Chordata, Mammalia, Lagomorpha, Leporidae. The record is from RefSeq and is a predicted model, not a curated record.